GCUAAGCUGCGUCUUCAGUAACGUCUCGGACUUCACUGUGUACAAAGGACAAUAAGUGGCAAACAAGGCGUUUUGUGAAGCAGAACUUUUAAUAAUAUGCACACAACCGUGAUAAUCACAGGUAAUAAACAUAACUUACUUUUCAGAAGCUUGUUUGCCACUUAAGUUACUGUCCUUUGUAUAUAGCUGGUACAGCAUCUUUUAAGGUCCCCCGGGAAAAUUCCGUUGUGUUGUGACUCACUUCCGUUGUGUUGUGGUUCUAUUUGCAGCGCGUUUUUCUAUUUGCAGCGCCUGUGUUGUAAUUUUGAUGGAUGUGUUUUGUGCUUUUGCAGCGCUUUUCAAUUUGCACUGCGAUUUCUCGUAAAAGAUGCAUGAAAAAACUGUGAUAAAAAAAACAGGGUUAUUCCACUAAAUAUUGAACUCUUAAAUCUUUAUGAAAAUGAACUUUGCAUUAUUUGGUGGAAAUAGAUGAAAGCUUUGCAUCUUUUUUGGAAUUUAUUUGGGAGAAAUGUAGUCUGUAGUUUAUAGAAUAAAACAACAAUGUUCAUUUUACUCAAACAUAAACCUAUAAAUAGCAAAAUCAGAGAAACUGAUUCAGAAACUGAACCUUGCAGAGCCCUCCUAUACCAUGCAGAGCUCCUGGGAAAUCUAUGGGUUAACACAAGCAGAAGCAUACAGAAAGCCGAAAACCUGUUGUCAAUUAAGGCAGUGGCACAUGGACUUUACUACAGGAUGCAGAAGAGCAGUCAGGACAGAGACUCUCUUCUCAGUCCCUGAUGCAGAGAUUAUGUAGAGUUUAUUUUUUAAUUGAUUAUACGGAUAAUUAUAAAUAUAAAACCAAAUUAGGGAUUAUGGUGUAACCCAGUUGUGGACUGCAAGGGGAGACUUUGGGACACCCAGGGAUUAAACACUGGUGAAAGCUGAAGAUCCAGAUGGCGUUCACGCUGCUUUUGAUCAUUACCUGCAUGGCAGGAAUGACUGGGAGCACCUCUGGGACCUGCAGGGGCCCUCACUGCCCAGGACGUCCUGUGGUCCCGUACACGAUUGUCCACCCUCAGCACGGCAGCAGUGUGCGGGAAAACCCUCGGACACUGACGGCAGAGGUGUUUGUGCCGCAGUGCACAGGGAGAGGGUGCCGCUCGCCUGCUAAUGCAACAGAGGGCUGCAGGGGCAUCGGGUGCAGGCUGCCCCCUCUUGGCAUGCGGGUCAAGCCGAGGCAAAGCCCGUGCCCCGGGGAGGGAUGCCCUGUAGGGGUAAGAGGCAGGAGCAGCCAAGGAAUGGUGGUAAAAGCUCAGGACAGAGUAGAGCAUGUGCUCCGGGAUUUUCCAGACCGUGAAGGAUCUCCAUUGGGAAUCCAGCUCACCUGUGAUGUAAAGCCAGGCUCCAACGAGGUGCCGUCUGAGGAUGCCCUGGUUCUACAGCUACGUGUGGCGAAGGGUCAGGAAAAGCUGGUGGAGGAGCUCCAGACCCAGCAGAGCGAGAUUAAACAGCUGCAGAGCAGACUGACCGAGCAACAGGGAACUCUCGUGGCCCAGCAGAAGGAAAUCCUCGAGCAGCAGCGACGGAUGUUUGAGCAGAUGGAUCAAGUCAAGACCCAGUACAACUUGCUCCUGGACAGCGUCAGACACAUGUCCCUCCAGGACCCACACAAAAUCCUCGAGGGCCACCUAGAGAACCUCAGGCCCCAGAUGAGGAGUCACGAGCAGGAAGCUUACACCAUGCACAAGGUGGACAUGGACGCCAGCGUAAUGGAGGUUGGAAGAUCUCUACCAGGCUGCGGGUCCUGUCGAGGUGAUGAGUACUGUGAUUUCAGUGGGGACUGGCCUCGCUGCGAGAAAUGCACUGUCUGUCUUCCGGGUUUCUUCCUGGUGUCCCAGUGUUCUAUUCACGCAGACAGGAUGUGUCAGGACAGAGACGAAUGCCUGGAGAUACAAAACCUUUGUGGAGCUCAGAAUCAGUGCCUCAAUACCCCAGGCGGAUUUAAGUGUACAGGGUUGUCGGUGAAAGACGCAGCAGACGGCGUGUGUGGCCACGCUUACUUCUACAAUUUGGAGUUGCAGGAGUGCCAGGCGUGUUCUGAGUGUGAUUCCCAGAGCGAGGUUUCCCCGUGCACAGCCAUGAGUGACACAGUGUGCACAAGUCCCUCUGAUACUGGCCUGUCCAUCGCUUGGUCUGGGGAUGUUGCUUUGGCUCCAGACGGCGAGUUUCCCAACAUGGAGCUUCACAUCCAGGGCAACAGUGACAGGAGCCUGGUUUCCAGCUCCAGCGGACAGUUGGUGUUCCAUCAGCACGGGCUUGUCUGGGUGGAUCAAAACCUUGCGUUGAGGCACGGCUGCAGGAGUUUUGUUCAGGUGUGCUUGAGGUUAAACGCGAGUGAAGAAGGUGGUCGGGAUUUGAGCGGAAUUCGCGUGGAACAGAGGGAAGGCAAGUCUCUUCAGAGCAUCAGUUUGAGUGCGGCGUCCACCGUGGAGCCGGGUCAGGUGCUGUCUCUGUUUCUGAAGAGCGCCAGCCACCACUGCAACCCUGACAAUGAGAAGGUUCACCUGGAGACCAGCCUGGUGUCGCCCUUUAGCUUGCUCUGGCUCUCCCAUGACACGGGUGCUGUGGCUAUGACAGCUCAAGCGGUCGCCUCGGCACACUUCCAUACCAAUUACCGCCCCACCUUCCGCACCUCUUCCAUCUCUGACCCUUAUAUAGUAAGUCUGACUCACGACAGUCGUGGGGUGCGCUUUACAGAGAGAGGCACGGUGAAAUUUGUCCUCCAGCAGGCUGUGUACUCCAUGGGUCAAGCCUGUGUCUCCGAGGGCUUCUACUUGUCGGCGUUCGUCAACCACAAUGGAAGCAGUGUGGAGCUGACUCGUGUCUUUAAACCUGGUGUUCACUACCGAGACUCAUCCAUAACCCUGUCUUCUGCCGCCCCUGUAGACGCCGGGGACACCCUCAGCUUUGAAAUCCAAGCACCGGCUCAGUGCAACGUCCGCUACUUUGGUGACGACUCUGGAAUUAGCAUGCUCAGUCUCGUGUGGAUCCCUUCCGUCGUAUCAUCCUCUAUAUCAGCCACCAUCUCCAGCAAGGGUCUACCCUUUGGCGCAGUGCGGAAUAAAGCCCUGCUCUUCCGCCGGACAUCCCCGUCAGUGGCACAAGUGGACCUAGCCGGAGCCGGGCACCAUCACCCACACCGAAACUUUAUCUUCAAGGAGGCCGGCACAGCUAGUGUGGCCCUUGACCUGAGGUUGAUCCACUCCUGCAGUCUGAUCAAGCUCAGCUUACUCAAGCAAGCGAAGCACCAGGGAGCGCAGUCCACGGCCCUUGCCCAGCAGGCUGGAGGUCAGAUGCCUGAAGGGAGCGAGUGGGCCACUGUAGGCCUCAGGGUAUCGUUCCCGGUGAAUAACGGCACAGAAGUGUUUGCCACGGUGGACUGUGUGCGCGGACGUCUCAACCAGAUUGCUCAUGAUGUCGGAAGUAGCAUUAGCAUACUCUGGACUGCUGCUUGAAUUGCUUUUUUUUUUUUUUUUUAGAAAUGUGGCCGAGCUUUAGUUAUAUUAGCACACAUCGAUUGUAUUAGCCUUUAUAUAAAAUGAGAGAUAAAGAGAUUAAGUCUAGUCUUGGUCUAUACAGCAUUUUAAAUUAAGAUUAUCCUUUAAAAGAAACUUAAACCUUGUCUAUGUCUACGCUCUAUGCUUAUUUUUUGUUGGAAAACCAACCCUAAAUGUAAUUGCUGUAGUAUUAAGUAACCAGUUAUUGUGUUAUGUCUCUAGCAUCUAUAUAUUUUUUUCCAUGUACAACUCUAAACACAUGUGUAGGUUCACUGGUGGGAUAGUUGGGAUAGUACUGUAUUUUUUGCACUAUAAGGUGCACCAGAUCAGUGAACAUAUAUUUUCUGGUCUAUUUUCAUACAUUUUGUGCACUGGAUUAUAAGGUGCAUUAUGUAUAAUAGUAAAGAACAGGGGUUUUGCCAUAUUUUCCUUCAAACAUUUUCUUUUAAAGUCAAAUGAGUGCUGAAACUGUUAUUUACAGUAAGCUUAGAUUACCAGAUUUCCACUAAGGCUGGGUGCAGCAGCGUUAGCAUUAGCAACUAUUCGCUCGACAGGAUUAGCAUUAGCAACUUGCUGUUUGACAGCACUAUUCUGAGGAACCCUGAGUGUUUUGGAAAGCCAGGGCAAUAUUAGCUAGUGUUUCGUCCCACAUAACUUGUUUUAACAUGGUAAACAUGCAGCCUACAGUCCGAUAUAUUCGCCUCUAAAUAGCCAAAGAUCUAGCGCUUCGUUUAGCAGAUAAUGCUAAUACUGCUCCAGCCUCGGUGCUGGAGAAGCUUCACUUGGUGUAGUUUCCUCUCUUAUUCAGGUAGUUAGCAAUGCUGUAUGAGUUGCCAUAUUAAUACUACUCUUUACAUAUAAUUUAUUUAGUGAUGCUUAUUUAGUGAUGCUUAUUUAGUGAUGCUUAUUUAGUGAAGCUGGUUUAUGUUUUAUGUAAUAUAAACACAAAAAUUACAGGGGUUAGAGGCCUCAUGAUCAAAAAAAUUAUGUUUAUAUC
Molecule: messenger RNA, 4533 nt
Organism: Astyanax mexicanus (Mexican tetra)
Lineage: Eukaryota; Metazoa; Chordata; Actinopteri; Characiformes; Acestrorhamphidae
Exons: 4
Coding region: 933-3494 (853 amino acids)
Molecular function (GO): calcium ion binding; protein binding
Source: RefSeq, a predicted model, not a curated record